CUCUCUCUCUCUCCCUCUCUCUUUCUUUUUGUUAGGUCAGGAAAUUAUUUGCAUGCGAUCCACAUGAGCAUACAAGCAGAGCCUGGGAGAUGGCUGUGUGUUGAAGUUUUUGUCUCCUGAUGAUGUGUUAUAGGAAACAAAACUCCUUUUAAAGGAUGGCAAUCCGAGAGCUGAAAGUUUGCCUUCUGGGGGGGUUGCUCCACCCAUCGAAGCAGACAGGAUCCCUAUCAUCACCUGACUAGUGAUGCCAUGUCUCAACGCACUGCAACCUGGGAAAUCCCAAGACCUAAGUAAUUUUGUAUGCAGUUAGAAAUAAAUAUUGGGGUGAAAAUCACAGAAGAAUUGCGAGAAAACUGCCACACACAGGACACAGGAGUUGGAAAAUCUAGCAUAGUUUGCAGAUUUGUCCAAGACCAUUUUGAUCAUAAUAUUAGUCCUACUAUUGGAGCCUCAUUUAUGACUAAAACGGUUCCUUGCGGAAAUGAGCUGCAUAAAUUUUUGAUAUGGGACACUGCUGGUCAGGAACGAUUCCAUUCUUUGGCACCUAUGUACUACAGAGGCUCAGCAGCUGCUGUCAUUGUAUAUGACAUAACAAAGCAGGACUCAUUCCAUACACUGAAGAAAUGGGUGAAAGAAUUGAAAGAACAUGGCCCUGAAAACAUUGUUAUGGCCAUUGCUGGAAAUAAAUGUGAUCUCUCCGACAUCAGGGAGGUAUCAAUAAAAGAUGCUAAGGAAUAUGCUGAGUCCAUUGGAGCAAUUGUUGUUGAAACUAGUGCAAAGAAUGCCAUCAAUGUUGAAGAACUCUUCCAAGGCAUAAGUAGAAGAAUCCCCCCACUGGAUCCACAACAGAAUGGCUCUAAUGGUGCAAUGAAGCUUGGAAGACAGUCCUCACAACCUACAAACAGAUGCUGCUGAUCUUACCUGUCUGUGUACAAGAAAGUACUGUAUAGUAGUUCUGUUCACACAAGGAAUGGAUGCAGACACAGUAAUUAUUGGCCAUUAAGUGGGAAGCAAAUCUUUUCAAAUAUUUCUGUGUCAGACGUAAGUUUAGGCCCAGUUCACAGUAUGCAAUUUUUCCUCCACUUUAAUUUGAUCAAAAGCAGAAGACUACAAAAAAGAGACGUACUGUAACAUUUAAAGCUUUAUUUUUUCUUCUUUGGAUUCCUUCCCAAAAAGUUUACAAUUUUUUCCUUUACUUUAGUUUAGCCAAACGUAGGAGGUUACAAAUAGAAGUAUCAUUUAAAGCUUUAUUAUUCUGUUUGGAUCCAUUCCCAAUAAGGGUAUACUUACCGUAUAUACUCGAGCCGUAUAAGCCGAGUUUUUCAGCACGAUUUUUCGUGCUGAAAACGCCCCCCUCGGCUUAUACUCGAGUGAACUCUCUGUCAAUCCCUUCUCAGUGCAGCCUUUGUCAGCAUCCAGCCCCCCCACCCCCUUUUGUUUUGUACUCACCUCCCCUCGGCGGGAAGGUAGGGUGAGCUGGUCCGGGCCAUUUAUGCUGCAGGGACCGUCUGGUGGAGAGGGUUAGUCGUUGCGGGCUGUCCAUCUUCUCCGGGAGACCCUCUUCUCCGCUCCUGGCCCGGCCCCGGACUGGUGACGUUGCCUUGAAGACGACGCACAGGGACGUUUAUGCAGCAUAAACAACCCCCCGCUCAGAUAUAUAGAACCAAUUUUCAGUUAUAUGAAUCUCUGCAACAAGUCCAAUGUUUGUGAAUUUACCCUUUAACCACACAAAAUUUAUCAACAUGUAAAGUGUGAACUGAUUCUUAGAUUUAACAUUAUUGCACUUUUUGUUUUUUAACCCAACUGUUUUACCUAUACUAAGCAAAUACUGUAGCUAAAUGUCUUGGCUUUUUAAUUCUUGUUCUUAUUUUGGUUUACAUUUUUCUUUGUUUUUGCUAUUUAAAAAAAAAAAAUAGCAAUAUGGAUAUUUACAGUGAAGUGCAACUCUUUUAUUAUGUUUUUUUUUAAAAAGGAACCUUGAGUUAUUAGUAAUUAUUCCAACAAUAGUAUUUAAAUAAAGUGGAGGUAUCAUAGGAACACAAAGGCAAAAACUCACAGGUAGGCUUUCAUUUUACCACAGCAAUUUGAGAAAUGAAAAUUGAGCUGUGAUUGGUUGUUAUGGACAAAUCAGGCAGCUUUUUGUCUCAGCGAGUUUUCAAAAAUCUUGGCCAUUUGGCAGCAAAAUAUGUUCCCCUGUAAGUCUCUGAUUCCCAACUAUGACAGAUUAUAUUUUUUUCAUUCAAUAAACUUUAUUAUAGUAAACUAAAACAAAUGGAGGAGGGAGGGAACAGGAAGAAAAUAGGAAUUGGGGUGAGGGAUAGGAAAACAUAAACAAUCACCAGAAUAUAUACAGCAAUUGGAACAAGGCAGACGUAAAAAGCUUGGUGAGCCGGAGCACCAAAUCAGUCUGGAAAUUAAUGGCAAUGGUAGGCAAAAUAAAAGCAAAAUAUAAAGAAAAGUCCAGCCUGAGCUACAAGGCUGUAAGGUGCAGGUAUAAAGGAGGCGGGCACCACAAUACUAAUAUAUAUAUAUAUAUAUAUAUAUAUAUAUAUAUAUAUAUACAGGUGAAAAAG
Hyla sarda is the source of this 2573-nucleotide messenger RNA. It is a transcript of the gene RAB31, whose product is annotated as RAB31, member RAS oncogene family. Gene Ontology annotation, molecular function: GTP binding; GTPase activity. The record is from RefSeq and is a predicted model, not a curated record. Bases 301 to 915 code for a protein of 204 amino acids. The transcript has 8 exons. Lineage: Eukaryota; Metazoa; Chordata; Amphibia; Anura; Hylidae.